This is a messenger RNA of Eutrema salsugineum, 2050 nucleotides long. RefSeq lists its product as uncharacterized. The record is from RefSeq and is a predicted model, not a curated record. The transcript has 3 exons. Lineage: Eukaryota; Viridiplantae; Streptophyta; Magnoliopsida; Brassicales; Brassicaceae. The coding region runs from base 348 to 1928 and encodes 526 amino acids. Gene Ontology annotation, molecular function: acetylglucosaminyltransferase activity.
GAGUAUUGCGUUCUCUCUCACCUUUAAUCUUCUUUCCAUCUCUCUCUCUGCACAUAGAGAAGCGAAAAAAUAAAUUAUAAAAAAAAAUUAACACAUUGUCUUUCCCUUAAUUUCUCGCGUUUUCCUCGAUUUCUCAGGGUAUCAACCAUCUCUUUCACAUUGAUCUUUCCUUUUAAGAAAAGAAAGAUCCAAUUUUUUCGGUUCGUUCUCUCCUCUGAGUUACGAAUCUAGAGCUAGAGAGACACUGUUUUCCUUUUUUUUCCCGAAUUUCAAACAGACAAAACUAGGGUUUGUUUGUUUUUCACAGAUUGUGAGGGGAAACAAGAAAACAAAAAAACAAAAAUUGGAUGAAAGGUAACCAGAAAGAUUCGUCGGAGAAACCCAUAUGGGAUCGGAGCUCAUCGAGUACUUCCAUACCCGGAAUGUUGUCGGUAACCCGACCCGGUCCAAAACUAAUGGUUUGGCUAAUCUGCUUCAUCGUUUUCACUUACAUUAUCUACAUGCUUAAGCUCGUCUCCACCUCACGCUCCUGCGACGAUUCCACUCCUCUCACCACCGUCUCCGCCGUCUCCACCAACGCCACCAAUGUCACCUCCUCCGUAGCUUCACGACGGCGCGAGUGGGAGGAGGUGGAUGACGAGGGAGACAAACCCGAUGACCCCACCGAUCUCAACCACGUGGUGUUCGGAAUCGCUGCCUCGUCCAAGCUAUGGAAACAGAGGAAAGAGUAUAUCAAGAUCUGGUACAAACCAAAACACAUGCGUGGCUACGUUUGGUUAGAUAAAGAGGUGAAGAAGAACAGCAGCAACAGCGACGAAGAAGACGACGACGAUCUUCUCCCGCCGGUGAAAAUCUCCGCCGGAACUGCGUCUUUCCCUUACACGAACAAGCAAGGGCAACGCUCGGCGUUACGGAUCUCGAGGAUCGUGUCUGAGACGCUGCGUUUGGGUCCUAAGAACGUGAGGUGGUUCGUGAUGGGUGAUGACGACACGGUGUUCGUUACGGACAAUCUCGUUAGAGUGUUGAGGAAGUACGACCACGAGCAGAUGUAUUACAUUGGGAGCUUGUCGGAAUCUCAUCUGCAGAACAUUUUUUUCUCGUACGGGAUGGCUUACGGUGGAGGAGGAUUCGCUAUAAGCUAUCCGUUGGCUAAAGCUUUGAGUAAGAUGCAGGAUCGGUGUAUACAGAGGUAUCCUGCAUUGUAUGGAUCAGACGAUCGCAUGCAAGCUUGUAUGGCCGAACUUGGAGUUCCACUCACUAAAGAACUUGGCUUUCACCAGUACGACGUUUACGGGAACCUCUUCGGCCUCCUCGCAGCACAUCCAGUAACACCGUUCGUCUCAAUGCACCACCUCGACGUGGUGGAACCGAUCUUCCCAAACACGACACGUGUACGCGCUCUCAAGAAGCUAGCCGUACCGAUGAAGCUCGACUCAGCCGGGCUUCUCCAGCAAUCUAUAUGCUACGACAAGCACAAGAGCUGGACGAUCUCGGUCUCUUGGGGCUAUGCUGUCCAAAUAUUCCGCGGAAUAUUCUCUCCCCGAGAAAUGGAAAUGCCUUCAAGAACUUUCUUGAAUUGGUACAAAAGGGCGGAUUAUACCGCCUACGCCUUCAAUACCAGGCCGGUUAGUCGUAACCCGUGCCAAAAACCGUUUGUGUUUUACAUGUCUACCACGAGAUUUGACACGCAGCUGAACACGACGGUUAGCGAAUACUCGAGGCACCGUGUUUCGCAUCCGUCUUGUCGGUGGAAAAUGACGAACCCGGCUGAGAUUAACACCAUCGUGGUUUACAAAAAACCGGACCCUCAUCUUUGGGAAAGGUCACCUAGGAGGAACUGUUGCAGAGUGUUACAAACAAAGAGGAAUAAUACGUUAUGGAUCAAUGUUGGUGUAUGUAGAGCAGGUGAAGUCACUGAAGUUAAGUGAAUUUUUGGUUUAUAUAGUUUUUUUUGUAAUAAUCUUAUUUUUGAAAGAGAUGAAAAAUUAGAGGUUUGUAGGCUUUUUUUUUACCCCUCGUAAUUUUUGGCACGAUUAUUAAAAAUUUAUUC